Messenger RNA from Chilo suppressalis (striped riceborer), 6225 nucleotides. Lineage: Eukaryota; Metazoa; Arthropoda; Insecta; Lepidoptera; Crambidae. The record is from the annotation of a GenBank genome assembly.
CGCGGACACGUUUGCGAUGCGACUGGACGUAGUGUAGUGCAGGUCCCGACCCCGCGAACAUGGCUGAAGUUAACCUGGAGUUCCUGCAGGACCUGAUCAAGGAUGAGGAGCCUGAUGUGAUCAUCAACUACUUCGAGGGGGCGCCAGGCUCAAAGCGCGGUGACAACUACACCUCGAUGGUAUACCGCAUCACCCUCAAGGGGACCAGACGGCACACAGACCCUGACGGCUCCAACGCAACCCAAGAGCCUUGGGAGAGCUCAAUCAUAUACAAAUGUCUUCCCGAAAGUAUACACCUCAGAGACGCUUUCAAAAGCGACGUGCUCUUCUGCAACGAAGUCGCUUUCUACAACAAAAUCUGGCCGGCGCUUACCAGCUUCCAGAAUCAAUGGGAAGGAUUGAAAACGCCCUUCAAAUCAAUCCCCAAAUGCUACUUGGCACAAAGCGAUACGGUAGUCUUGAAAGAUCUGAAGAGGCUUGGUUUCGUCAUGCCCGAUAGAAGGAAGGGAUUGAGCAUCGAGCAAGCCUAUUUUGUGAUGAAACACCUGGCACAUUUCCAUUCUCUCUCACUAGCUAUGAAGUGCCACAAUCCUGAAGAUUUCUACGAGCUGCUUAACGUGAAAGAUGGAAUAUCAGAAGUAUUCUUCGUAGCAGAAAACGAGGACUAUUACAAGAAUUACUACAAAGAGGCUGCGCUCAACGCGAUCUCCAUGGUGGAGACAGAACUGCAACAUCACCCCAAAAAAGACGUCUACUUGGAGAAGUUCAGGCGGUUCUGUUGCGAGGACACCUUCUUCCAGACGAUGGUGGAUCUAGUGACUCCCAAAGAGCCGCUGGCCGUCAUCUGUCAUGGGGACUGCUGGACCAACAAUUUCCUGUUCCGAUAUGUCGACGGCGAUAUUGCUGAGAUGUAUCUAGUGGACUUCCAGCUGGCCAGAUACGCGUCUCCCGCCCUGGACUUGGCUUACGUCACCUAUAUGUGUCUGGAGAAACCUCAGAGAGAUGAACACCUGUCAUCCCUCCUGGAGUACUAUGCCGAUGAGCUCCACAAGAGGCUGAUGGAGAUGGGAGACGAGGACUCAGUCUUCUACACGAGUCUGACUAGGGACGUGAUGUACGAAAUGUUGCAGGAGGAGUUGAAGAGAUGCAGCCGCUUCGCCCUCGGCAUAGCUCUGGAUAUGUACCCGAUCAUGAUGUGCGACAGCAACGAGGCUCCCAACCUCUAUGAAACUAAGGAAAGUGACUCCCCUGCGCAUGAGUGCACGAAACCGGUGUGGACAUCAAACGAGGCGUGCAGAAGAAAAAUGACAGAUUUAGUCGUCGAAUUGGUUGACGCUGGAUUAUUAUAGACGUAUUACGAUUUACGGGCACAAUCAGAGACGUCAAUUAGCAUUUAAGUUUGAUUAACGUUGAUAAUGUGAAGGUUUACGAGAAUUAUAAAAAAUAACUUUUAUAAAUUUAAAUAAAUAAAUAUUUCCAACACUCACACCAAUUAGCCUAGCCCCAAAGUAAGCACUAUAAGGCUUGUGUUAUGGGAUACUAGGGUAACGGAUAGAAUACAAUGACAUAUACUAUACAUAUAUAAGUAUAUUUAUAUAGAAAUACAUAUUUAAACAUCCAUGACUGGAGUACAAAUGCUAGUGUUCAUCACAUAGACAUCUGCCCCCCCGGGAUUCGAACCCGGGACCUCUCGAGUCGGCGACGCCAUGAAACCCGGCGUGUAAACCACUCGGUCACGGAGGUCGUCAAACAACGUUACCAUGUUACUUAACGAUGUAUUAAAUUCAAUUGACAUUUCUAAGUGCGCGUAAAUUAUAUUAGUUGCACUAUUUGAUGAGAAUUAAGCCUUAGAUGAAAUCAAAAAUGAAUUUUUAUUUUAUCUAAGACUUUGAAGCUAUAAGAAUUUAAUCUAAGAAAUAAAGCACAUAUAACGAGUUUUAGACGACAAUUCCAAGUUUCUUUUGUUCCUUAAUUUAAAGCAGUAAAUAGUGCUUGUUUAAAAUAUUAUAAUUACCUACCUGGUCAUUUUUUGUGUCAUAUGUUUUCAUUUAUAUUGAAAUAAAAAAAUAGUUUUUAGUGUGAAAAUAUCUUUUAAUAAGAUAUUUUGGCUUCAGUUAUUCCAACGAAUGAAGAUACAAAAAUAUUAACCUCAGAAACUGCAAUUCCUAUAGGAAUAUUUGAAAGGUGAACACAACACUAUUAUGUAUUUUUAUUCUUAAAAUAAAAUUAUGUUAAGUAUUUAUUAUUUAUAAAGUUUAGAUAAACGCGAAUUUCGUUGCAUUUAGGAAAUUGUAGUUUUAUAUUAAAAUAAAUUACUAUAAUUGUAUGUAUAUAAAGUAGAAUAAUACAGACAAUUAGAAUAAAUAUAAUGUGUUUAAUUUUAAUGAGUUCCGGCUUUUUUUACAGAUUUUUUUUUAGAUAUUCACUGCUAGUAAUGGGGGAAUUACAUUUGGUCGCUAGCCCGAAAACGGGUGCACGAAAGACAUUACUCGAAUUUGUGACUCCGUUCAUUUACACUUAGCCAUCAUCAUCAUCAUCAGCCUAUUAAUGUCCCCACUGCUGGGGCACAGGCAUUCCCUAUGGAUGGAAUAGGGAGAUAGGGCCAUGACCCACCACGCGGGCCCAGUGCGGAUUGGUGGGUACUAACGACUGCAAAUGCAGCCGGGACCAACGGCUUAACGUGCCUUCCGAAGCACGGAGGAGCUCGAGAUAGUAAAUUUUUGGUCACCCAUCCAAUGACCGACCACUGCGAAAGUUGCUUAACUUAACUAACCACUUGCGCCAUCGAGCUCCUCUACACUUAGUCGUUUACCCAAAUUCCAUUGGCACUCGUAUUCGGGCUAACGACCAUGUAUAAUCGCGCCAUAAUUUUGUUUCCCUUUUAUGCACAACUAGUGGCCCGCCCUCGCUUCGCUUCGGUGUAGAGCUGUAGUGUAAACUAUAGUUUUUGUUCUCAGGCUUGUGCUAUAAAGAAUGACUUUAUUUAUAUAAUUACACGUGUUAUUGUGAAUCAACCAUAAAAGAUAGACAUAUGCUGUUGCAGGAUAUUUUUUAGACAAUUUUAUGUAGAAUAUUUCCGUCAUACAUGAUUUCUAUAGCAUAGAGGAGCUCGAUGGCGCAGGUGGCUAGCGCAUUCGGCUGCGAUCGUUGAAGUUAAGCAACUUUCGCAGUGGUCGGUCAUUGGAUGGGUGACCAAAAAUUUACUAUCUCGAGCUCCUCCGUGCUUCGGAAGGCACGUUAAGCCGUUGGUCCCGGCUGCAUUUGCAGUCGUUAGUACCCACCAAUCCGCACUGGGCCCGCGUGGUGGGUCAUGGCCCAAUCUCCCUAUUCCAUCCAUAGGGAAGGCCUGUGCCCCAGCAGUGGGGACAUUAAUAGGCUGAUGAUGAUGAUGAUGAUGACAUGAUUUCUAUGUAACUUUAACCAUUAAGGCUGCACACGCGACUGAAGCUUAAAAAAUGGAGUAACUUCUCCCGUUUUCCCAACAUUUUCCUUCACUACUCUGCUCCUAUUGAUUGUAGCGUGAUGAAAAGUAUACUAUAACCUGCCCAGGAGUAUGAAGAAUAAUUGUACCAAGUUUCGUUUAAAUCCGUCGAGUAGUUUUUGUUUCUAUAAGGAACAUACACACAGACAGACAGACAGACAAAAAUACUGAUUGCAUUUUUGGCAUCAGUAUCGAUCACUAAUCACCCCCUGAUAGUUAUUUUGAAAAUAUAUUUCAUGUACAGAAUUGACCUCUCUACAGAUUUAUUAUAAGUAUAGAAGAUAAUAAAAUAUGAUUAUGAAAAAAGAUAUUAAAUGAAACUGCAAUAAUUCAUUUGAAUAUAAUUUUGUUGUAUUUCGUUUUAGACACAUACAUUAAAACAUUGGUGUUAAGAGCUUAAAAUAAUGUUUUUUUUUUAUUAGAUUAAAGAGUGUAACUCUGCGUACUUUGUGACUAUAGUAAGUAUUUAUCAUUUCAUUGAUCAAGAUCUUUAAGGGAAAUAUAAAUUAUACGUAUAAAAUCAGAUCAUAUUCUAUGUCCAAGUGAUAACAUAUAAAAUAAGCUUAAUUAUUUAAUACUUAUAUAACGAGUAUCUUAUGACAUAAAUAUAUAAUUUUAAUAUAGUAAUGACUUUGAUACUGGUUUCUUAGAGAACUUAUGUUCAUGAAAUGAUUAUUCAGAACUAGAUUUCUGCACCUUACAAAAAUACAUUUUCAAUAUACCCGUACUCAAUUCGUGGCACUUAAUAAUAAUAUAUAAAAAAUAUAAUUCGUACUUUUUGAAAAGUAAUUGAUUUUUUAUUUAUUUAUUUACGUACGGGUUCGAGGUUUUUUUUUUCUUGUUUCGUUACAGAUCUACUGCAAAUUAAGAGUAUAAUUUUAAACUUAAUUAUUAAUUUAAAUUACUUUAAUCAGUCAUUGAAAGCUUCAGAUUUGAAUGAGAUUCUAGCGCCUAUGAAACAUCUGAAGAUUUCAAUAAUUUUUUUUCUGGGUUAAUAUUAGUUUUUUUUGUAUGUUUUUCUUUUUCUCCCAGUGUCGUGUUCUGCUGUUACUUUCAAACAAAAGAAAGAGACAACGCUAUUACAAAAACAUAGUGUUACUCGUUUCACACGAUAAAAGUAACAAACCAUUCACUUCGUUAUUUAUGAUUACAGAACGCCGAACUUUCCGAAAAUUUCGCUCCAAUAUAGUUUAAAUUGAUUCGUUAAAAACUGUACUUCACUUAGAAUUUAAAAGUGCAGGUUUUUCUUCUUACUGCUUUCGAAAAUCGGUUGUUAAAAGGCCACAAUAACAAAAAGGCACUGUUGAUACUUAAACCUAACCCUGAAACAUCUCGUUUGGUUUACUUCACACUGGCUCUGAUGACCUGUUGUGGGUUUAAACCACCCCUGCCCUUUGAAGCUUGUGUGGGUCUCAUGAACCCUGAUGUUCUCGGGACGCUUUUGAUGGGCGGUCUUGUUGUCCCAAUGGAACUGCCUGAUGAAGAAGACCUCGAAGCUGGCAUUCUGGACACAGGCUUUGGAGUAGGUUUAAUUACAGGUUUGACUGGAGCUGGAGCUCUUUUGACGGUCGCUACUGAUGCAGAACUGUUCAAAGAACUUCUGGAGCUACGAAGCGACGCCCUCGAUGUAGACCUUUCAACUCUCAAAGAAUUAGUUCUCUUUGGAACCGCAGUUCGUUUUGGGUCUAAAGGUGUCCUAGGAGGUGUUCUGGUGUCUUUGGUCGGUAUUCUCUUUGGGAUGUCAGGGGAUUUCGUGGUUUUCGGAAUGGGGGAAUCGCAUUCCACGUUGCAACCGGAAGAGGCGCCUUGCGACGCGCUCUCCGAGUUCAAACUCUGAGUUUCUUCGAAACCCUCGUCGUUUAAUUCGUGUUCGUUCUUUAUUUUUGACAUUCGAGGUGACGUGGUUCUCUCCGUCGAUUGUUUUUCAGGCUUAGAAGUCAUGGAUUUUCUAUAGGCGUUCCUAGACCACACCCCGGUGGGAGGUUCUGUUGGGGACUUGAGCUCUCUGAUGGCUUUCUGCACGUCCUCUUGGUUUAUGGAAGUCCUCCGUCUCAUCCUCGCGUACGAGGCUCGCGUAUCUUUGGUUGGGGUUGUGGUUGUGCUUUGGCUUUUGAGUCGAUCCUGCCAGCGUUUGAGCCUGCUCUCUUUUUCGUCUUUGACAACUUCGUCUAUAGGUUUCGCAACUUCUUUCGGUGUUUCGACGGCAUAUGAGGCUUGGACUUCUAGUUUGGAUGGUCGGAUAACCUGCGUUUCCGCCAGCAGUUCCGUGGUAGGUUCCGGUUUCUUCUCGUCUUCAGGCGAACUGGAGUCUGUGUUCCUUUUGUAUCUCCUCGUUCUUCUCGCGGCGGAGAACCUAUCGAACUGUCCGUCUCCCAAUAUUUCUUGGCACAAGUCCUUCAUUUCUGUGGUAGCUUUAUCGUUUGAAUUGUAUUUGGACAUGGAGGGUUGGUGGAACUUUCUGCACGGCUCCCGUUCCGGUGGUGGGUUGAACACCUUCCUUUGAACUGGUGGCGUUUCUAUGUUGUCCGCGUCGAUUUCCCGAUCGGUUCUAUCCACUCUGGUUUCUCUUUCGCUGGUGACUUGUAUGUCGGGCAGUUUUCGUUUCUCCUCUUCGGAGAUGGAGACCAGUGGUUGGGGUGGCUCUAUAUGCUGUCGGGAUCGUUGUCUCCUCAGGCGUCUCAUCUCUUCGUUCUCUUCGGUCUUUCUCCACGGCACUCUGCUGUCUUUUGUUUGAGGUUGAACAU